AUGUUAACCGGACGAGAGAGCUUGCUUCGGUUGGUUGGAAAACGCCGACGAUCUCUUCCCAAUCGCCACCAUCUUCUCUCCGCUCCUAUUCCGAAUUCGUUGAAUCUCGAGGUCAACGACUAUGGCGGCAAUCUCAUCUCAGCAGCCGAAGAUGAUGGUCGUUUCUCGGAGAAUCCGACUUCUCCCUUUGAUUCGAGCAAAAUCUCUGAGAAUCUGAGUAUAUCCUCGAAGAAGAAACGGAAACUAACUCAGACCACUCUUCUUCAGUCAAAUUUCUUGUCAGGGUCCAAAAAAUCGGAAGUUUCCGAAACUUCUCAAUUCAGUUUUGUAGAAUUAAGCGAGCCUAGUGAUUCACUUUGCUGCAAGGUUGAUGAUGAUGACUCAUGUUCGCCAAGUAGUGAGGAGAUUUCAAAAACUGUGACUUUAGAUGAAGCUAAUGGUGGUGAAGCUAUACAGACCUUUAUAGUUGGUAGGAAGUUCAGUGAUGUUCAGGAUUUAGAAAUUGGGGGCAAAAUCUGUCUUUUGAGACACCCUGAGAACAUCAAGGAUCGCAACGCUAUAAAGGUUCUUUCUGCAGACUCUGGGUUGUCUGAAAUACUUGGGUACCUACCUAAAGAUGUUUCACAGUGCUUGUCCCCGCUGAUCGACAAGUAUGACCUUAAGUUUGAGGGAACAAUAACAUCUGUUCCGAAGAAUUCUUCUGAAGCUGUUCCGAUCAAUGUUUUUUGUCACAAGAUGACAUCUGAUGGCUGGAAGGAAUGUGAAUUCGCUGGAGAUGUUAAACCUCUUUGGGAGAAAGUUCUUCAGGUUGUUGAGCAUCAGAUGCUAUUUCCGCCUAAAACGACAAGAUACCAGUUGAACUUCAACGUAUUAGUUCAAGAGGUUCUACGAAGCUGCUCUCACCUUUUCACAGCCGAUGAAAAAUCAUUCUUGGAAUCUUUCCCCUCUCUUUCAGAGGAUAGCCAGAGACUUUUUAUCCGUCUCUACACACGAAAAGGACCUUGGUUCAGGCUAUCAAAUAUCUCAUACCCCGAGGUGUCUGAUUCUCUUCAAGCCCUGAAGGACCUAACAGUCAGCGGAUUUAUGAGUUCAGUGAAGGACGAAGAUGAACUAGAUUACCAAAAGAUGAAGGGGAUCAUAGAGUUGCUUAACGUCACUGAACUUCGUGAAAUCUUAUCUAUGAACAAGGUGUUCAGUCGCGGCUCAAGAAAGGGAGACCUUACUAAUUCACUUUGUUCUUGUUACAAUGAUGGAACGAGGAAAAAUCUAGGAGCAAUGAUACUUGAAAGAACAGGAUUAUGUGCUAAAAUAUCGAGUACAGCUGAAUCACUCAUAUGGCGUGUUGAGAGGCUUUUCUUUCUCAAUGGAGAGCAAGAUCUAUCCUCUUUUGUUCUGCUGGAUCUCGGUAUUAUCAAAUACCCAACUUACAAAUGCAUUGACUCAGAUCAUAUAUUUUCAAAUCGGACUAAACUUUUAGAAUAUGAAGAGGCCAUUGAAGUGGCUCAGUUGAUGGAUGAGUCUCUUGACAAUGAAGAUUCUCAGACAGUGUUGAAAUGCAUCAUGAUUGCUGAAACCCGCAUAUCCAGUUCUUCUUCUUCAGAAUCUCCGCUUCUAGCCGCAUUUAACUGCUUUACAGCUCCAUGGGUUUACUCAAAGGUGGUUCUUUUAGGAGUUUCCUUUUUUGAGAACCAAAAGAGGUAUAACCAAGCAGUUUAUCUACUGAGGCGGUUCCUCAGUUGUUUCAAUUGUGAUGGGAGACGAGGAUACUGGACAGUUAGGUUAUCAACAGAUUUGGAGCACAUGGGACGUCCAAAUGAGAGUCUAUCAGUAGCAGAGCAGGGACUAUUGGAUCCUUGGGUGCGUGCUGGUUCAAGAAUAGCUUUGCAAAGACGCAUUCUUCGUCUGGCAAAACCUCCAAGACGCUGGAAAACUCCCACCUUUUCAAAUCUCAUCGAAAACAAAAUCCCUGAGGUUACCAUUCAGGGGAGAUCACUGAAUUGUGAAAUUGGCAUGAAAAACAGAUUCUAUGGAGGAGACGGAGAACAAUGUGGAGUCGAGCAGCUCGCAUUGCAGUAUUACAAUGGAGAAGGAGGAGGAUGGCAAGGAAUUCAUACAGAGAGUAGCAUCUGGUUAACCAUUUUUGGGCUUCUAAUGUGGGACAUUCUGUUUUCUAAUGUCCCGGGCGUUUUCCAAACCCGAUUCCAGACUGCUCCAUUGGACUUAGAGACCGAAUCCUUCUACCUAAGCAGGAAGGAAACAAUUGAGUCACAGCUCGAGAAAGUUGCAAACGGAAUGGCUGAAGAAAUACUUAUCAUGUCAUAUGAAACACACUGUGGAACAGCCUGCAGAGGAGUGAAUUGGGAGAGGUUUUCGUUGGAGGAACUGAGAGCAGCAGUGGCUUGUGUUGGAGGUAAGUGUGUAGCAUCUCUUUGCCGGUAUUUAGCUCAAGACUAUAGGAGCUGGUGCAGUGGAAUGCCUGAUCUGCUGCUAUGGCGGUUCAAGGAGAAUGGUUAUGAAGGUGAAGCUAAGCUUGUGGAAGUAAAAUCAGAGAAGGAUAGAUUAUCAGAACAGCAACGAGCUUGGCUUCUGCUUCUCUUGGAAUCAGGCUUCAAUGUUGAGAUUUGCAAAGUAAGGCCUGCUUGUUUAAUUAAAGCUUAAUUAUAGAGAUUUAGCAUAAACACACACAAAGAAGAUUUGUUGUUAUCAUGAACUGUUUCCUUAAGAGAGGGACCACAAGAAUCGUGAUCUUAGUUGUCACUGCUUUGUUGUCGGAAAGUUACCGUCUUUUUUAUACUACGAUCAGUUUCUUUUGUUCUUGUUGUUGUGUUGUUGGAGUGAGCAAUAGAGACA
This is a messenger RNA of Eutrema salsugineum, 2850 nucleotides long. Its product is annotated as fanconi-associated nuclease 1 homolog. The coding region runs from base 1 to 2658 and encodes 885 amino acids. Gene Ontology annotation, cellular component: nucleus. Gene Ontology annotation, biological process: interstrand cross-link repair. The record is from RefSeq and is a predicted model, not a curated record. Gene Ontology annotation, molecular function: 5'-3' exonuclease activity; zinc ion binding; 5'-flap endonuclease activity. The transcript has 15 exons. Lineage: Eukaryota; Viridiplantae; Streptophyta; Magnoliopsida; Brassicales; Brassicaceae.